CGGGACGAGGCGGAGGCGGUGGCGGUGGCCGCUGCAGUCUUCCCUGGCAGAACUCAGGACUCCUUCCCUCGGUCCGGUCGGCGGGUCCCCGCUGGUGGCAGGCCCCAACCCCAGGAGAACCAGUUGUGGAACUCUGGGACAUGUAAACUUCCCUUUGAUGAGGACAAGUUGUCACUGGCCAGUACCUUGAGCUUCCUGCUUUUGAGAACCUCUACACCUGCAGUUGACUUGUAGAGGCUUUUUUGUUUUUCUCACAAGGAACUUCUGAAACCUUUCUUUAGUUAAAACCAGCAAACCAUUCACAGUUUUGGAACUUAAAGAAUGUCAUCAUGGCAAAAUUUCGAAGAAAGACUUGCAUCAUUUUGUCACUUUUUAUUCUAUUUAUUUUCUCUCUGAUGAUGGGCUUAAAGAUGCUGAGGCCAAAUACAGCAUCCUUUGGAACUCCUUUUGGGCUUGACCUUCUUCCAGAACUUCAUCUACCAAACGCCCCCUUGGGAAACAAAGCUGACUUCCAAAAGAGUGAUAGAAUCAACAUGGAAAGAAAUACGAAGAACCCAAAAGCUGCUGACAUUCCUGUGAGGCCACCCAAAGCCUCUGAGGCAACCCUGGAAGAACUGCCUCCUCUGAAUUAUUUUUUACACGUAUUUUAUUACAGUUGGUAUGGAAAUCCACAAUUUGAUGGCAAAUACAUACACUGGAAUCAUCCUGUCCUGGAGCAUUGGGACCCUAGAAUAGCUAAGAACUAUCCACAAGGGAGACAUACUCCACCAGAUGACAUUGGCUCCAACUUUUAUCCUGAGUUAGGAAGUUACAGCUCUCGGGACCCUUCUGUCAUAGAAACUCACAUGAGACAAAUGAGCUCAGCCUUGAUUGGAGUCCUGGCCCUUUCUUGGUACCCACCUGAUUCGAGUGAUGACAAUGGAGAAGCUACUGAUCACUUGGUACCAAUGAUUAUGGAUAAAGCUCAUAAAUAUAAUCUGAAGGUUACCUUUCAUAUAGAGCCGUAUAGCAAUCGAGAUGAUCAAAACAUGCAUAAAAAUGUCAAGUAUAUUAUAGACAAAUACGGAAACCAUCCAGCCUUUUAUAGGUACAAGACAAGUACGGGGCAAUCUCUGCCUAUGUUUUAUGUCUAUGAUUCCUAUAUAACAAAACCUAAAAUGUGGGCCAAUCUGUUAACACCUUCAGGAUCUCAGAGUGUCCGCGGUACUCCUUAUGAUGGAUUGUUUAUUGCACUUCUCGUAGAAGAAAAGCAUAAAUAUGAUAUUCUUCAAAGUGGUUUUGAUGGAAUUUAUACAUAUUUUGCCACUAAUGGCUUCACGUAUGGCUCAUCACAUCAGAACUGGGCUAAGCUGAAAUCAUUUUGUGAUGAGAACAACUUGAUGUUUAUCCCCAGUGUAGGCCCAGGAUACAUUGAUACAAACAUUCGUCCAUGGAACUCUCAGAACACGAGGAACCGCAUCAAUGGGAAGUAUUAUGAAGUCGGUCUAAGCACUGCACUCCAGACGCACCCCAGUUUAAUCUCCAUCACCUCUUUCAAUGAGUGGCAUGAAGGAACUCAGAUUGAAAAUGCUGUCCCCAAGAGAACCACUAACACAGUAUACCUGGAUUACCGGCCUCAUAAACCAAGUUAUUAUCUAGAACUAACCCGAAAAUGGUCAGAAAAAUACAGUAAGGAAAGAAUGACAUACGCAUUAGAUCAACAGCUGCCUGCUUCGUAGUGUAUUU
Alexandromys fortis (reed vole) is the source of this 1725-nucleotide messenger RNA. RefSeq names its product mannosidase endo-alpha (gene Manea). Lineage: Eukaryota; Metazoa; Chordata; Mammalia; Rodentia; Cricetidae. Gene Ontology annotation, molecular function: alpha-mannosidase activity. Gene Ontology annotation, cellular component: Golgi apparatus. The transcript is spliced from 6 exons. The coding region runs from base 330 to 1718 and encodes 462 amino acids. The record is from RefSeq and is a predicted model, not a curated record.